AAAGCAGCUAUAUCUUGCUACAUGUAGUCUUGUUCUCCAACUUGCCUAGUCCAAACUCUGCGCUUACGUCAAUACGUUGCUUAGGAAGAUCAACUUGCUUCCAUCCAUUGACAAAACAACACCAAAAAGACACACAAUGGGCAAGACAAUCAUUGCCUUUGAUCUCUACGGGACAAUUCUAUCGACGUCAUCGAUAGCAGCGCACCUAGAGUCGCUCUAUGGCAAGGAAAAGGCAGCAGUCAUUGCGGCACAGGCACGCAUCUACCAGCUCGAGUACACCUGGCGAAUUAAUUCAAUGCAAGGCGAUUCUCAUUCACGCCAGCCCUACCAUAACUUCAGCGAAGUAACCCGCUGGUCUUUUCGCCAUGCUACCAAGGAGGCCGGUGUUGCUAUGACACAAGCUGAGGAAGAUGGCAUCCUGAACGCCUACAACGGCCUCGAUACGUUUGAAGAUGCAACCAAGGGGCUCCAGAUUGUUGCCAGCAGUGAUGGACUGGAUGCAUACAUUUUUUCCAAUGGAACACCCGAUAUGCUGGCUGCUUCGUUGAGCUCGUCUCCCGGAUUAGCCAAAGCUAACGCGAGCUUCCCUCCGUCGAAAAUCAUAAGCGUUGAUGACAUUACCGUCUUCAAACCGGACCCGCGGGUAUAUCGAUACCUUCAGACAAAGGCCCAACAAGCCGGUGGUGAUGAUAGUGCGGAUAUCUGGCUGGUAUCGUCGAAUCCAUUUGACGUUGUAGGCGCAGUGGCAGCCGGUCUGAAAGCUGCUUGGGUCGGUAGAGGAAACGAAUGGCUUGACGGGCUUGGAAAUGGAGCCGGAUAUAAUCCAACUAUUAUUGUCAAGGGUGUAGAUGAGGCUGUUGAAGAGAUUCGGCGACGAUCGUCCUAAGCAAGCUGUCGUUGACGCUGCAUUGAAGCGUAUUGUUUAUCAACAUGUCAUAAGUUCACACUUGACAUUAAAAUAUUGUCUUGUAAAUAUUAUUUUCUUCCUUUGAAAUUUAUUGCAUUCAUUCAACCAGCUAUGUCAUCAAGUCCAUAAUGAUAGGCUUUUAGCAGGGGAGU
Molecule: messenger RNA, 1059 nt
Organism: [Torrubiella] hemipterigena
Lineage: Eukaryota; Fungi; Ascomycota; Sordariomycetes; Hypocreales; Clavicipitaceae
Source: the annotation of a GenBank genome assembly